Molecule: messenger RNA, 7358 nt
Organism: Stylophora pistillata
Lineage: Eukaryota; Metazoa; Cnidaria; Anthozoa; Scleractinia; Pocilloporidae
Product: sushi, von Willebrand factor type A, EGF and pentraxin domain-containing protein 1
Molecular function (GO): calcium ion binding
Source: RefSeq, a predicted model, not a curated record
AAGAUCAAAAUUCCCUAUCUUGGCAGUUAAAAAGCAUCAUGAAGGAUUGUUUGAUCCUCCUUUAUCUGGCCGUUUUUUUCUGCAGCUCCAGCGUAGAUGGCGGGCUUCUGGAUGAUAAAGCAAAAAUUCUUACUGAUUUUAAGGCAAAAUACAACAACAGCCAGUCUGAUAUCAUUUUUCUCAUGGAUGUCUCUGGCAGCGUGAGCAAUUAUGGUUUCCAAUCGGAGAAGAUUUUUGUCGAUAAUCUUCUUAAUGAGUUCAGCGUAGCCCCCUAUUCGACACGAGUUGCUGUUAUCACAUUUGGUGCCGAUGUUAAGACGGACAUUAACUACAUUGACAUUAGCCCUCUAUCAAAAACGCAUCAAAAGUGCGAGUUUCAGCCUUGGUUUCAGUACAACGUGAAGCAUCGUUAUGGACGGGCCACAAACAUGAGAGAUGCCUUCCAGACAGGCAUAAAUAUCCUUCAAAGCGCAAUGGAUAAUCAGCGACGGAGGAGCGGGGUACACACCGUGGCAAUCAUGAUAACAGACGGAUGGUGGAACAGAGGUAGUCCUGUAGAGAAUGCGAACAGACUUAAAAGUUCUUACGCGACGGACAUAAUCACAGUAGGAGUAGAUGGCUACAAUGCAGGACAGUUACAACAGUUGGCGAGCUCAAAUGAUCUUGUUCUUGGUUUCCACACCUUCACGCAGUUUCGAGAGCUUGCAAUGUUUAUAAGAGGAGACGCCCACGACAAAACUUUUAUGGAAGUGGACGCAAGUGAAUGCACCUCUGGUGGCUGCGAUUCCAAAGCCUUUUGCGCCUGCGGUACAGUCAGUGCAGUGUAUCAGUGCGUCUGUAGACAAGGAUAUCGAGGAGAUGGCCUUCUAAAUGGCGAAGGCUGCAUUCUUUGUGGACGUGGAACGUAUAAGCAGUGGGCUACUCCAAGUGAGUGUAUUGCGUGUCCGGAACAUUCUAGUACAGAUGCAGAGGGAAGUAUUUUGAAAAGUCAAUGCAAAUGUAAGACUGGGUACGAAGGCGACCCGUCAAGAGACAUCGCUUGUACAGCUGUUAAGUGCGAGCAGCUCCUAGCACCUCAGAAUGGCGGUUUCCUUGCAGCAUGCGAUAUAGUUUACGAUAGUGUAUGUGAAUUCCAGUGCAGUUCUGGGUACAAUCUUGUCGGGUCGAGCUCACGAAGAUGUCAAAGUAAUAAGCAAUGGAGUGGAACAGCAGUGGAGUGCCAAGUCAUCACUUGCGCAGUUUUGCCACCACUAAACUAUGGUGACAAAUCAUGUUCUGGCAGGGGAUAUGAAUACGGUAAUAUUUGUACUUUUACCUGCGACGUGGGAUAUGAACGCAGAGGAAGCGCAACCAGAAUCUGUCAGGCUGAUGCCCAAUGGUCUGGGAGUGCAACGUCUUGUGAAGCUCGUAAGUGUCCAGCUCUUCGUCGGUUGGCUUUUGGUGACGUUGAACCAGAGGAUUGUGUGACGACACCGCAACCUUAUCAACGAGGAUGUACCAUGCAAUGUGUCUCCGGCUACACCUUAAAUGGAGACAGCAGACUGGAAUGUGGGUCAGAUGGAAAUUGGGUUGGAACUUUUCCAACCUGUGAAGAUCGGCAACCACCAUACAUCACCUGUCCACCUGACGUGAAUAACGGCACGGACCCCGAGAGGGCGACACGGAGUGUAACCUGGAGUGAUCCCGUUGUCAGUGACAAUGCAGAGUUGCACGAUCCGAAUGCUGCUCCCACAGUUACUAGAUCACCUGAGAUCGUAUCCCCGUACGACUUUCCCAUUGGCACUACUCGCAUUACGUACACUGCAACGGACAAGGGAGGCCUAAUCCAGGCGUGUGUCUUUACCGUAACAGUCUCUGAUAACGAACCUCCUGCAAUCUACUGCCCUCAAAAUAUGGAGGUCCAGAAGAAGAGUGACACACCAACUAUAAAAGUCUAUUGGCCACCACCGACAUACCGAGAUAAUUCCGGUGGGGCUAUCACCGUCUUUACUGAGUCCAUCAAUGGCUCAGAUUUUAGAACUGGUUCAUAUCCAAUCAAAUACACAGCAACGGACGAGAGUAACAACAAAGGAUCGUGCACGUUUAUUAUCGUCAUUUCUUCUGUGAAAUGCAAGCCCUACGAUCCCCCAAUCAACGGCCUUAUUUCCUGUGCACAUUCUGAUGCCAUCGGAGGAGAAGGCUGUACACCCCAGUGUAGCAGCAAAAAAGAAUUCGCCCGAGUCCCGGCUACCUUCUACGUCUGUCAAACAAGUGGCAACUGGUAUGUCUGGGAUUUUCGUCCCACUGUAUCGUUGGAAAUGCCGUGGCCUGAUUGCACGGAGGAGUAUGUUCCAGGUGCUGCACGUAAAGGCAUGGAAUGGCAAUACUUUGUCGGAGACUGCUCAGAUCCUGCUGUACAACAACAAGCCAAAGAAAAUUUUAUAAGAGGAUUCAACGAAGUGUUCUCUCCAAAAGACCCCAACUACUGUCAAAGGGAAAAAAUAUGCGCCCUGGAAAAUAUCAAAAUUACUUGUGGAGAGGUUCAGAGAAGGAGGCGAAGAAAUGCACAAGCUGUUCUUACCAUCGAACUCAAUGUUGAGGUUAUUACACAAAAUGACGACUUCGACAAGGCCAAGUCUGACUUGGAGGGGAACGUUACCAACGCGAGGAAUGCAGAUUCAAUGAAAACAAUCCAGGCUAAUUCCCAGACAAUGACACUUAAAACCGUCAAGGAGACCCCCACAACUGGAGUCUGCGUCGAUGGAGCCGUGUUUGGGCUCAAUCAGGGCCAAGACUACCUCAAUAACAUUGACCACAGUCAGAGAUGCCAAAACUGCCCAUCCGGUACUUACUAUGACGUUAAUUACAAAAACUGCUCAGACUGUCCACUUAACACAUACAACACAUACACUGCUGCGGUUGGCCAAUGCACGGUUUGUCCUGAGAAGACUUAUACCCUUGCUGUUGGGAGUAAAAAUAUCACUCAAUGUUUAGCUGCUUGCCAACCUGGAGAGUUCUCACCCACUGGCCUCGCCAACUGUGCACAAUGUCCCUUAAAUACUUACCAGUCUCUUCUGCGACAGACGUCGUGUAUUGCCUGCCCAGGAUCAUCAGUCACUUUGGGAUUUGGCACCAACUCAAUCAGCGGAUGCGGAAUGCCGUGUGCUCCUGGAACAUAUUCUCAGACUGGGGUUGAACCCUGCUUACCCUGUGCUAAAGGGACUUAUCAACCCAACAAAAAGCAAACUAAGUGCUUAUCAUGUGAUAUUAACAAAUCAACUUAUGGAGAAGGUGCUUCAUCACUGAGCCAGUGUAUCGCGAUUGUGAACUGUGCUUCGAGUCCAUGCAACAACGAUGCUACGUGCGUUGAAGUUGCCCAGGGAUACAAAUGCAAUUGCAAACCGGGCUUUGCCGGAGCAAACUGCGAAAUCGAAGAGGAUGAAUGUCUCUCAAGUCCGUGUGCAAAAGGAUCUACUUGUGUUGACAAGAUAAAUGCGUAUGAGUGUUUGUGUCCUCCUGAGUACACUGGGGUACAUUGUGAUGUCAAAACAAGUAGCUGUGACAGUAGCAAAUGCGCUGCUGGUGCACAGUGCGUCAAUUCACCAGAGGGACAUGAAUGUGUCUGCCCAGAUGGAUACGAAGGACAAUUUUGUGAGACAAAAAUCAAUGAAUGCAAAGCAGCACCAUGUAAGAAUGGUGGAAUUUGUUUGAGCAAAACCUCCGCAUUCCAAUGCAUCUGCCCCACAGGCUUCAGUGGUAAUCUGUGCGAAAAGAAUGAAAAUGGCUGUCUUCCAGACUCUUGCUUGAAUGGUGGGACUUGCAAGGAAACCAGCUAUGGUCCAGAAUGCACUUGUUUGGCAGGUUUUGCCGGCACAAAAUGCAAAAUUAAUAUCAAUGAGUGUUCAAGCUCACCGUGCCUGAACAACGGACACUGUGUUGAUCAAACAAAUGGUUACAAGUGUUACUGCAAACCUUCCUUCAAGGGAUCUAACUGCGAGACAGAAAUUUCCACUGACUUUGACAUGGAGUUCGAUAGAACACAGGGUCGUGGAUUAGCUAUCUUGGAAAUGCGUCAGGAGCUUAGAGCGUUUUCUGUCGCUUUCUGGAUGAAAGUUGCCAACAGUGAGGUUAAUCCUGGAACUCCUUUAUCAUAUGCUGUUAAAGUGGGAGAAAAAAUCGAGGAUAAUGCUCUCGUCAUUCAUGACUAUAAUGGGUUUAACAUUUGGGUCAACGGACAGAAAGCUUCCACGAACGUAGCAGCAAAUGACGAUAAAUGGCAUCACAUGACAAUGACAUGGGAAAGUUCAACUGGAACAUGGAAAGCGUACAAGGAUGGAAGUCUCGUCAGGCAAAGUGAUCCGGCUGAGCCUUUUCAAAAGGGACAGGUCAUUGCAGCAGGAGGAUCUUUUGUUCUUGGACAAGAACAAGACGACCUGGCAGCCAACUUUAGCGCAAAUGAAGCUUUCAUUGGAAAAAUGAGCCAGAUGAACGUUUGGAGUUAUGAACUUACGGCUGGAGAUAUCGCAGACUUGGCUCGACACGCAGAAAGCCUCCUAGGAAAUGUCGUUGGAUGGUCUGAUUUCUUUGAUGUAGCCAAUAGCGGUAUUAAGAAGAUUAAACCGUCCGCAGCACGAACCGAAAACAAAUGCUGGACUGCGUGGCUCAACAAUGACUCACCCACCUCUGGUGCAGGGGACGCGGAAACUCGCGCAGGUGCAUGCGCGGGACCCGGUCCAUUCGAUUGUCAGGAUAUUGAAGGAAGAUCAAUGCCAGACCUUGAAUUGAAUUUGACAAGUACUUGCUCAGAUAGUGGUAUCACGUGUUUGAAUAGUGAUCAAAGAACUGGACGCAGCUGUCCUGACUUUAAAGUUCGAUACGUCUGCACGUGCCCAGCAAAUAGUGCCUGCAACAGCAAUCCAUGUGGUGCUCACGGUACAUGUGAGACCCUUCCAGUUGGUUAUAAGUGCAAAUGCCAAGCAGGAUAUGAGGGUCGCCUUUGUAACACAGCUCUGAAGUGUCCAUGUCCUGGGAAAAUUGCACAUGGCUUGUACAGUGGCAGCCGAAAAUUGGGUGGUAAAAUAACCAUUCAUUGCGGUACUGGAUUCAAGGCAAGUGGAACGGCAACGCUGAACUGUGUGGGGGGAAAAUGGGAUGCACUUGUUCCACAAUGCAUAGAAGAGUGUGUGAACACCUUGGGAAGUUACAAAUGCAGGUGCACAGCGGGAUAUUCCCUUAAUCAAGACGGAAGCUGUUCAGAUAUAAACGAGUGCAACUCCAAUAAUGGCAACUGCCAGCAGAGCUGUCAUAACAGUGUUGGUAGCUACCGCUGUACAUGUGGAUCUGGGUACACCUUAAUGGCGGACGGUAGAUCUUGUGCAGAUGACAAUGAAUGUUCAACUAACUCUGGAUUGGGACCGUGUGAGCAGAUUUGCGUGAAUACCUUCCUGGGACAUAAUUGUCUAUGCAGGCCGGGAUAUACUCUCAACAACGAUAAAAAAACAUGCUCAGCAAACUCUUGUCCAGCGAUAUCAAACUUGGCUAAUGGGAGACUUUACCCAGCUAGUCCCACGACAACCCUGGACAGCAAAGUGAAAUUUGAGUGUAACGUUGGUUACACAUUGAAGGGAGCCUCUACCAGAACAUGUUUGGCUGAUGGCGAGUGGUCUGGAGUUGAACCUCGUUGUGAUGGUGUUAAAUGCAUCCGUCCUGGAGACCUGAAGGACGGAACAAAAAGCACCUCAGCAAAUUCAUACAACACUGUUGUCACCUACACAUGCAAUCAGGGGUUCCAGUUGGUUGGAUUAGCAACUCGUACAUGUCAGGCCGACGGAUCCUGGAGCGGAGAACAUCCUCGCUGUAUAGCUGCUGACUGCCCUGAGCCUUCAGCUCCAAUGAAUGGGAAGCUGAUUGGUCUUCAAAGGAAAGAUGGCGACACCAUCAGAUUUGAAUGUGAUCUUGGUUACAAACUGGUCGGUCAAUCUUACGCCAUCUGCCAAGGAAAUGCCUGGAAUACUCCCACACCCUCUUGUAACUUGGUAAAUUGCGGUCAACCUCCAGCAGUGGCCAAUGGCCAACAUCAUGGCUCAGACUAUUCCUACGAUGCAAAGGUGACCUUCUCUUGCGUAGCCUCAAACUUCAAGCUGUCAGGUUCAGAGGAGAGAAUAUGUCAGGCUGAUGGUACAUGGAGUGGAACUCAGCCAGUCUGUCUCGAAAACUCAUGUGGCAACCCUGGUACACCGGAAAACGGAAUUAAGGUCGGAGAUAACUACAAGUUCCACGAUAUUGUUCAGUUCCAGUGCAACGAAGGAUAUAACUUAAUUGGGUCCAAGUCCAGAACUUGCAAAACGGACAAUAACUGGGAUGGAACACAACCAACGUGCCAACUUGUCACCUGUGGAGACCCUGGGUUGCCUUCAAACGGGGAGCGCGUCGGAUCCGAAUUCACUUAUGGAAAGAUUGUAGCAUAUGACUGCAAUCCUGCCUUCCAAAUUAAGGGCAGUAGGGAAAUCAAAUGCCAAAUCGAUGGGACUUGGUCUGGAGCACUUCCUAAAUGUGAAGCUUCAUCAUGUGGCGGAGAACUCGUUGGUCCUUCCGGAAGUUUUAAAUCUCCAAACAACCCCAACAGCUAUCCAGACAAUGCUUACUGCCGCUGGAAGAUAAGCGUGCCUUCUGGCAAGAAGGUCUUAGUUACAUUCAACACGCUAAAAACCCAGAAGAACAAAGAUCUGGUAGAAAUAUAUGACGGUGCUUCCAAACUACUUAUUACCAAACUCUCUGGAGUUUAUUCCAAACCAGUUUCAUUCACGUCCGAACGUAAUUCAAUUGAUAUCCGUUUUGUGUCUGAUGGUAGUGAGAACUCGGAAGGAUUUUCAGCAUCCUACGAGCAAGUCACCUGCGGAGGUGUAAUUUCUGCUCUGGACCAGACUGUGAUGUCACCCAACUUCCCCAGUGACUAUCCAAACAGUGUCACUUGUGUAUGGUCUCUCUCCCUUGGUGUACCCUUCCAGUUGGAAUUUGAGAGCUUCAACACACAGUCUGGCUACGAUCUCUUAAAGGGAUACAGCUCACUAACUUCCUUUACCUCGAGCGAUCUCGUAUUCGAUUUCGACGGGGAGAGGUUCGCGCUCCCACCCAUACAAGCACCGGAUGGCCAGAUGUACCUGAUAUUCACAUCCAAUUACGUCGGAACUGCGCCAGGAUUUAAGCUGACGAUUAAAAAAUAUCAAGUGAUCGUAGGAAAAUAACUGUGUAUUACGGGCCUGGAGCUAUGAAAACGAAAAACUCCAGAGUAUAUCGUGCCAUAGUGUUUUAAAACGAUAUCAUCAAACGGGCUUUGUAAGAGAAAUGAACAUGAAUAAAAUAUUGAAAACCAAAGCACA